GUAUGGGUGAUUAAUAUAAGGGCCGCAGGUCCCCCAUCCCGAUUUCCCUUAUCCCUUCAAUUUCUUAAGCUGAGACCGCCAGGCAUUGUCUCCAUACCCGCUCACCGCUACAUCAUGGGUAUAACAACAUAUGAGCAUCUGUGGGGUGGUUGCCUCGUUGGAGGUGUAAUAUCCACAAUACUAGGCGGUAUAUUAACCGUUCAAUGUGAUCGGUACUUCUCGACCUUUCACAGUGACCCGGUAGGGACCCGGAUGACAGUUGCGCUUGUGUGCCUGCUCCAGUUGAUUCACAUAACAUGUCAUCCGUACUACAUUUUCACUGAGAUAAUCGAAAACUUAGGGGUGUCACUAACCACCACCCUGCUUCGGCCGAUGCUCCAUUUUAGUUCCUUAGCGUCCACAGCCACUGUUCAGCUCUUCUUUAUCUAUAGGCUUCAAAGAACGAAUAAAUCCGCGCUUCUGACGCUCGCUUUGAUCGUGCUUGCAUUAAGUCAAUUCGGGGCUGCGGUGAAUGUGUUCUCUAUUCAAUUGCGCACCGUCGGUGACAUGGCGAUGCAAGAAACGACUUUGAGGUCCCUUUACCUUUCGUGGCUUGGCAUAGAAAUCUUGCUCGAUACCAUCAUUGCGGCGAUGAUGUCCUUAUCACUCAGAAGGUAUCAAACAGGUUUUCGGCAAACCAAUGCCAUCAUCAAUUCCUUAACCUUUUACGCCAUUGGUACAGGUGUCUUUACAUCGGUUGUCGCAAUAGUGAUUCUGCUAGUUUUUACGAUCAAUGGCCUCCAUUGGACCCUCCAUGGUUUCUGUCUGCCAACUUCAGGAAUAUACUCGGUGUCACUCCUUGUGAAUCUCCAAUCACGAACGCAUAUUAAACAACAUACCCAACGGGCUGAGAGUAUACAUCUCUCCCGUUUGCCUAAACACGUCCAAGUGAGGUUACCAGGCCUUCCUCACUAACAAUAUAACAAUAUAACAAUCGAAUCCACGGAGUUCGUUCACUUGAGUCUAGUCAGAUCACCUUUGAUCCCGUAUAACUCCCCAAUGACGCUGCUGUGCUGGAAUAUUGUAGCGAGAUGCCCCCCGGGUUGAAGUUCUAAGCCCACAUGUUGAAAGUUCAAUGACAUCGAGCUAUUCUAGCCGAUGCAGAUAGCUGCAAGUCUAGCUGAUUCUACAGCUUUUAUUAUUUGUAUGGGAUAUAGGAUUACCAAACUUUCCCGAGUAGUUUGUUGGCCGAGCUUGCGAGGCGUAAUAUUACGAGCAGAAUUUCUUUUCGUGGGAAGUGCAAAUUAAUUUCGGACCAUUAGCGUGCGCUAGUCUUGCGACCCUGAG
Molecule: messenger RNA, 1326 nt
Organism: Cantharellus anzutake
Lineage: Eukaryota; Fungi; Basidiomycota; Agaricomycetes; Cantharellales; Hydnaceae
Exons: 19
Coding region: 115-954 (279 amino acids)
Source: RefSeq, a predicted model, not a curated record